AUGAAAGAACAGGUGCGGUUUUAUCAAAACAUAUAUACUUCCCAAUUGGUUGACGCUCGUGCGCAGGAGGAGGUGCUCCUUUCCAUUGAUCGUAAGCUGUCCGAAGAAGAGAAGUUAACCCUUGAGGCGUUCCUUUCUGAGGAGGACUGUCUAGCUGCCCUUCAUGCCAUGCCGGCACUUCGAACGCCGGGCUCUGAUGGUCUCCCGAAAGAGUUUUACGUUUGUUUUUGGGAAACACUGAAGAGUGACUUUGUGUUCAUGGUCAAUUCGUGUCUAGAUAAAGGUGAGCUCCCUCUCUCACUUCGUCGUGCGGUUAUCACUUUGUUAUUUAAGAAAGAGGAUCCAGAAAACCUUAAGAACUGGAGGCCGAUAUCGUUAUUAAACGUUGAUUAUAAAGUAAUUGCAAAGGUGAUUACUCAACGUCUUCGAGUAGUUAUGCCGUCUCUAAUUCAUCCUGAUCAAUCUUGUGCUGUGCCUGGCAGAUCAUCGGAAGAUAAUGCAACUCUGCUUAGAGACAUUUCAGACUAUGUACAAUCAAACAAUCUUAAAUGUGCUUUCAUUGCUAUUGAUCAAGAAAAGGCUUUCGAUUACGUUGACUGGGGUUUUAUGCACAAG
Molecule: messenger RNA, 615 nt
Organism: Paramuricea clavata
Lineage: Eukaryota; Metazoa; Cnidaria; Anthozoa; Malacalcyonacea; Plexauridae
Source: the annotation of a GenBank genome assembly